Alnus glutinosa is the source of this 510-nucleotide messenger RNA. RefSeq lists its product as uncharacterized. Bases 1 to 510 code for a protein of 169 amino acids. The record is from RefSeq and is a predicted model, not a curated record. NCBI's taxonomy places the organism in Eukaryota, Viridiplantae, Streptophyta, Magnoliopsida, Fagales, Betulaceae. The transcript has 2 exons.
AUGGCUUCUUCGUCUCCAAGAAAUAAAUAUGACGGCCAAGAUUCUCACAAGUUUCACAAAUUGCCGCCGUUGGCUUCUUCGUCUCCAAGCAAUAAAUAUGACGGCCAAGAUUCUCACGAGUGUUACAAAUUGCCGCCGUCGGGUAACUCGACCUCUCCGGGGUCCAACAACAAGAAGGCGUGCUCGUGUUCGCCUACGACGCACCAGGGCUCGUUCCGGUGCUCUCUGCACAAGGCCCCACCUUUGGCUUCACAUGGCGGAGAUCAUGGCCAUCAGCAGAAAACGGCGUCGUAUCACCUGAGACUUCGGAGGUUGGCUUUGAGGAAUUCGCUGCUGAGGAUCGGCGGAAUGGAGGGAGGCGACUUGGUGAAGAGGUUGUCGGCUCUGAUCAGGCUCUCCUCGCACCAGAAGCCCCGCCGAACGGCGUUCCAGCCGAGGCCGAGCCGCCUCUCCCUCAUGUCCAAGGCCGAGCCGCCUUUCAGGAAAAACGUCUAUUUUGACACGGGAUAA